This is a messenger RNA of Trichoderma asperellum CBS 433.97, 219 nucleotides long. Lineage: Eukaryota; Fungi; Ascomycota; Sordariomycetes; Hypocreales; Hypocreaceae. The record is from RefSeq and is a predicted model, not a curated record.
GAGCAAAGACCGACUGCAUCUGAUUUCUUUGACCCGAUGGGCUUUGAGAAACGCUGUAGGGAGUCGGUGUCGUCGAAAGAAGGAAUGAACUGGAACGAGCGUCCUAGAGGCGUGACUUGUUUUGUUGAAAGGGAGAGGAGACGAGAAGGAGAAACGACAGAUUCGGGGGGGGCGGCCAAGGCAAGCAGGACGGCCUGGGGGGGUGGCUCCGAGGUGGCA